AUGUCUGGAAAAAACUUGCUAAUUGGUAUAGAUGUUGGAGGAACAAACACGGACUCCGUGUUGCUCAACCCCUCGCUGUUCGAAUCGGAGUCUAGGGGUGUCAUUGCUUAUCAUAAAUCGCUUACUACGGCUGAUGUUUCGGACGGUAUCUCCAACGCACUCGACCGGUUGUUUGACGAGGACAAGGGAUAUACGGCAAAGGAUGUCUUGGCGAUCACCAUCGGAACUACGCACUUCAUCAACGCUGUUAUAGAACAGGAUAAAGCCCGGUUGGACCCUGUAGCAGUGAUAAGAUUGUGCGGCCCUUACUCCAGAGGCUCGUAUCCUUUCUCAGAUUAUCCAGAGGGAUUGACCAAAAUCAUAAAGAGCUACACAGCCUUUGUUGAUGGUGGUAACAGGGUUGACAGUGCCGAGAUCCAGCCUCUCGACGAAGAAAAGAUCCUUGAACACGCUAGAAAAAUCAAGGCCUUGGGGAUCAAGUCUGUCGCCAUCGUUGGGAUUUUCUCUAUCAUUGACAAAGUCCACGAGCAAAGAGCCGCAGAACUAGUCAAGCAGGUGAUUCCUGAUGGUAACGUCGUCAUGUCCCAUACCGUUUCUGGUAUUGGGUUUUUGGCCAGAGAAAACGCAACAAUUUUGAAUGCUUCUAUCAUGUCCUUUGCAGCCAAGAUCAUCGGUUCUUUUAUCAAAUCUGUGCGUUCCAGGGGAUUUGCUUGUCCUAUUUUGUUGACUCAAAAUGACGGAACUGUUUUGACUGUAAACGAGGCCCUUAAAACCCCAAUCAGAACAUUCUCCUCCGGUGCCACUAACUCCAUGAGAGGUGCAGCGUUCCUUUGUACUAAGGAGAAGGAAAUAUAUGGUAAGAGUAUUAUGGUGGUCGAUAUUGGUGGAACAACCACUGAUGUCGGUCUCUUAUUACCAUCAGGCUUUCCAAGACAAUCUUCUUCUCACUCCGAGGUCGGAGGUGUUAGAGUCAACUUUUCCAUGCCUUAUGUUGAGAGUAUUGGUUUGGGUGGUGGUUCCAUCGUCAGAGAAACUGAUGGUGAAGUCACUGUUGGUCCUGAUUCUGUUGGCUCCGACAUCAAAACAAGAGCUAAAGUCUUUGGUGGUGAUACCGUUACCACGACAGAUGUUACUGUGGCUAUAAAAGAUGGUAAAUCCAUGUUUGAUGCUGGUGAUAAGUCAAAGGUCGUAGGCUUGUUCUCAGAUUCCUUCCAGAAGAAGUAUCAGAAAGUGGUCAAAACAAAGCUAGAAAGGGUUAUUGAUGGAAUGAGAACAGGCCCAGAGCCUCUGCCAGUGCUUUUAGUUGGUGGUGGUUCUUUCAUUUCUCCAAUGGAGUUAGAUGGGGCCUCGAAGGUGUAUAGACCUCCAUACUAUCAAGUUGCCAACGCCAUUGGUGCUGCAAUGGGUAAAUUGUCAGCAUCUAAAAACAAGAUUGAAUUCCUUGGUAGCAUCAAUGAAAAAGAUGAGGUUUUCGAACAAAUGAAGAAAGAAGUUACUGCUGACAUAGUCUCCAAGGGUGCUCUAGAGUCCUCUGUUCAAAUUGUUGAUAUGUCCUACGAUCCAGUUCCUUAUGUCGAUCGUACUUAUACUUUUGAGAUUAAAGUUGUUGGUGACAUAGAUUAUGAUAAAGUUGCUACUGCUAUUCAAAAACUUGAAAGCAUAGACGCUGAGCUUUUGGAAGAAGAAAAGGAGGAUCAACAAAAAGCUGAAGCUGUUUAUAAGAACUCUAGCUUUGGUGAUGAGGAGGCUACUCAUGCCGACAGUAGUUUGUUUGACUAUGAAGCAUACAAACCGCAUGUUAACGAGAAAAGACAAUGGAUUAUCUCGGAAACUGAUUUGGAUUUCAUCAGAAUUGGCACAUACAUUCUCGGAUGUGGUGGAGGUGGUACUCCAUACCCAAUCUACUUGGAGAUGAGAAAUAUGCUCAGAAGCGGUGCAGUAAUCAGGGUGAUCGACUUGCAUGAUGCUCCUAAAUAUGCCAAGGGUGAGGGAAAGUUUAUCACUGUGGGUUUUGCUGGUUCUCCUACCGUUGCCGAUGAGCAACUUCAGGGUAACGAAUUGAAUGAUGCCUCUGAAGCUAUGUUUGAUUACCUAAAGACUAAAGUAGAUGGUGUUUUCCCACUUGAAAUUGGUGGUGGUAAUGGUUUCAAAGGAUUGUACUGCGGAGCUUCCACACAGUUGGAUAUUCCUGUCAUUGAUGCAGACUUGAUGGGUAGAGCAUAUCCAACCCAUUCCCAAAUAGUGCCAUGUGCAGUGAGUGAUAAAAUGCAACUAACGCUCACUUCCGUCUCGGACGGUAACGGAAACAAGUUCUUGAUCACUAGUGCUCAAUCCGACUUGUACGUUGAAAAAAUGAUGAGAGCUGCCCUAGCAGAGGUUGGAGCCCACGUUGGUGUGGUCAAUGUGCCGAUGACAUGUAAGCAGCUCGAGAACAUGACUGUCCAUAACUCUCUCUCGAUUGCUUGGAGAAUUGGUAGGGCUAUUAGAGUUGCUCGUCAAAAAUUCGAAAUCAACAAACUACCUGAAAGAAUUCUUGAAUCAGUUGGUGGGAAAACCUCUGGUAAACAGAUAUUCGCCGGUAAAAUAAUAGGUGUUGAAAAGAGGCUUUUCAAGGGUCAUGUCUAUGGUGAAGUGAUUAUUGAAAGUGAAGAAAAGCACAAAAUGUGCAUUCCAUUCAAGAACGAAAACAUCUUAGCCAAAGUUCAAAAGAAAGGCUCCAGUGAAUGGGAAACUGUUUGCUCCGUACCAGAUUUAAUAUCUGUUUGCUACGCUGACAGCGGUGAAGCGGUUGGUACUCCAGAGUAUCGUUACGGUGUCAUGGUUUUUGUUUUGGCCUUUUCUCCUUCUGAUUUGUGGACCAAUACUGAGAGAGCUAUUACUGUCGGUGGUCCAAAGUCUUUCGGUCCUGCAUUUGAAAACAUAGAAUAUAAGCCUGUCGGCAAAUAUGUUUACCCAGUAUCUGUGAUUUCUGAGUAUGGUCCUAAAGAGUAG
Messenger RNA from Pichia membranifaciens NRRL Y-2026, 2991 nucleotides. RefSeq lists its product as hypothetical. The transcript has a single exon. Gene Ontology annotation, biological process: glutathione metabolic process. The record is from RefSeq and is a predicted model, not a curated record. Gene Ontology annotation, molecular function: 5-oxoprolinase (ATP-hydrolyzing) activity. Bases 1 to 2991 code for a protein of 996 amino acids. Gene Ontology annotation, cellular component: cytosol. NCBI's taxonomy places the organism in Eukaryota, Fungi, Ascomycota, Pichiomycetes, Pichiales, Pichiaceae.